This is a messenger RNA of Dermatophagoides farinae (American house dust mite), 873 nucleotides long. RefSeq lists its product as uncharacterized. The record is from RefSeq and is a predicted model, not a curated record. NCBI's taxonomy places the organism in Eukaryota, Metazoa, Arthropoda, Arachnida, Sarcoptiformes, Pyroglyphidae. Gene Ontology annotation, molecular function: calcium ion binding. Gene Ontology annotation, cellular component: myosin II complex.
AAUUCUUUACACUUUGACUUUUAUUUUUUUCUUUUUUUUUUGAUCACAUCAAAUUUAACGUCUGCUCUGUUUAGCAUCGACACAUUAAAAGCUGCUUCUGUAAUACAUAACAGAAUGGAUACCGAUUACGUACCAGAAGAUGACGAUAUUAAUAAUAAUGAAGAUGAUGAUGUGGAAUUUCAAGAGCAAGAUGAAGAUGAUGAAUCUUGGAGCGACAGUUCUAGUGUAGAGAAAAAUAAACGAAAAUCUAGUUCGAAAAAGACAAAAACAAACAAGUCAACCUCAAUUAAAUCAUCAUCAUCAACAUCAACAGGCCAAAAUCAUCGUAAAAAUUCGAAAAAAAUGUCCACUUCAUCGAUCAAUCCUGAAUAUAUUGCCGAUAUUAAACAAACAUUUGAACGUUUCGAUACGGAAAACAAAGGACAAUUUGAAAUUAAACAACUAAAAUUUGCUAUGCGUGCAUUAGGAUUUGAGCCGAAAAAAGAAGAAGUAAAACGUAUAUCUGAAGAAUAUAAUAAAGAUGGUUUCAUACUUUACAAUGAUUUUGAACAAUUAAUGAUCAAAAGAAUAACGGAAAAAACUGUCAACGAUGAAAUAAUGAAAGCUUUUCAAUUGUUUGAUACAAAUCAAACCGGAAAAAUUACAUUCGAAGAUUUGAAACGUGUGGCCGAAGAAUUGGGUGAAAAAAUUACCGACGAUGAACUAAUGGAAAUGAUACAGGAAGCUGAUCUGGAUGGUGAUAAAGCUGUUGAUUGUCAAGAAUUUCUUCGUAUAAUGAAAAAAACAUUUCUUUAUUGAUCUCUAAUUGUUUCUGUUUUUUUUUAAAUUUCAUUAAAUUCGAUCAGUAUUUCAAUAAACAAUUGUUUGUGUUUA